Molecule: messenger RNA, 3042 nt
Organism: Rattus rattus (black rat)
Lineage: Eukaryota; Metazoa; Chordata; Mammalia; Rodentia; Muridae
Gene: Acvr1
Product: activin A receptor type 1
Exons: 10
Coding region: 357-1886 (509 amino acids)
Biological process (GO): transforming growth factor beta receptor signaling pathway; BMP signaling pathway; cellular response to growth factor stimulus
Cellular component (GO): BMP receptor complex; plasma membrane
Molecular function (GO): transforming growth factor beta receptor activity, type I; ATP binding; SMAD binding
Source: RefSeq, a predicted model, not a curated record
AUAUACUUCCUUUAGUGAACACAGAAGUGCAGCGAUCUCCUCUGCUUAGCACAUUUCUUUCUUCUCUCCUUCUGCAGCCUCCAGUGCUGGUGAGCUUGUCUGGCUAUAGGGAGCCUGCUGGGGGAAACUUACAGCUUCAGAAGACUCCUGGAGAGCCUCUCCCUCCACGCUCUCCCUUUGAGCAGUCAGUGCCUCUCUGCUGGAGAACCUGUGCUGGGUGUGCCCCAGAGCUGGCUUUGACUGUAGCCUGUCAGGCUCUCCCUGGACCUCACAGAACAGCAUUGCCAGCCACACCGCUUCCAACAAAUCACCUCUUUUCAUGCUGUUUGGCACAGAUCGAAUCUACAGGUUAUACAAUGGUCGAUGGAGCAAUGAUCCUUUCUGUGCUAAUGAUGAUGGCUCUCCCUUCCCCGAGUAUGGAAGAUGAGAAGCCCAAGGUCAACCCGAAACUUUACAUGUGUGUGUGUGAGGGCCUCUCCUGCGGGAACGAGGACCACUGUGAAGGCCAGCAGUGUUUUUCCUCUCUGAGCAUCAAUGACGGCUUCCACGUCUACCAGAAGGGCUGCUUUCAGGUUUAUGAGCAGGGGAAGAUGACGUGUAAGACCCCGCCGUCACCUGGCCAGGCUGUGGAGUGCUGCCAAGGGGACUGGUGUAACAGGAACAUCACGGCCCAGCUGCCCACUAAAGGGAAAUCCUUCCCUGGAUCGCAGAACUUUCACCUGGAAGUUGGCCUUAUCAUCCUCUCCGUGGUGUUCGCGGUAUGCCUUUUCGCUUGCAUCCUUGGCGUUGCUCUCAGGAAGUUUAAAAGGCGCAAUCAAGAGCGCCUGAACCCCAGAGACGUGGAGUACGGUACUAUCGAAGGGCUCAUCACCACCAACGUCGGAGAUAGCACUCUAGCGGAAUUACUAGAUCACUCGUGUACAUCAGGAAGUGGCUCCGGUCUUCCUUUUCUGGUACAGAGAACUGUGGCUCGACAGAUAACCCUGUUGGAGUGUGUCGGGAAGGGCCGGUAUGGAGAAGUGUGGAGGGGCAGCUGGCAAGGCGAAAAUGUUGCUGUGAAGAUCUUCUCCUCCCGUGACGAGAAGUCGUGGUUCAGGGAGACAGAAUUGUACAACACGGUGAUGCUGAGGCAUGAGAAUAUCUUAGGUUUCAUUGCUUCAGACAUGACCUCCAGACACUCCAGUACCCAGCUGUGGCUCAUCACGCACUACCACGAAAUGGGGUCGUUGUAUGACUACCUUCAGCUCACCACUCUGGACACGGUUAGCUGCCUUCGGAUCGUGUUGUCCAUAGCCAGCGGCCUUGCACACUUGCACAUAGAGAUAUUUGGGACCCAGGGGAAGUCCGCCAUCGCCCACCGAGAUCUAAAGAGCAAAAACAUCCUCGUGAAGAAGAACGGACAGUGCUGCAUAGCAGAUUUGGGCUUGGCAGUCAUGCAUUCCCAGAGCACGAAUCAGCUUGAUGUGGGAAACAACCCCCGUGUGGGGACCAAGCGCUACAUGGCCCCUGAAGUGCUUGAUGAAACCAUCCAAGUGGAUUGCUUCGAUUCUUAUAAGAGGGUCGAUAUUUGGGCCUUUGGCCUCGUUCUGUGGGAAGUGGCCAGGAGGAUGGUGAGCAAUGGUAUAGUGGAAGAUUACAAGCCACCAUUCUAUGAUGUUGUUCCCAAUGACCCAAGUUUUGAAGAUAUGAGGAAAGUUGUCUGUGUGGAUCAACAGAGGCCAAACAUACCUAACAGAUGGUUCUCAGACCCGACAUUAACUUCUCUGGCGAAGCUGAUGAAAGAAUGCUGGUACCAGAACCCAUCCGCCAGACUCACAGCUCUACGUAUCAAAAAGACUUUGACCAAAAUUGAUAACUCCCUAGACAAAUUAAAAACUGACUGUUGACAUUGUCACCGAUAUCAAGAAGGAGAGUCAAUGCUGUCAUUGUCCAGCUGGGACCUAAUGCUGGCCUGACUGCUUGUCAGAACAGAAUCCAUCUGUCCCCCUCCACCCCCACUCCCGAAGUGGCUGCUUUGACAAAAGCAGAUGUCUCUUCCCAGCCAUGUUCCGGGGGAGACACCAAAACCACCCUAACCUCGCUCAGAAACUGUGACUCGAGCACUUGAUGAACUGUUCACACCGCAAAGACUAACGGUGGGCAGGUAUGGUUGCAAGGGGGAGGGAAGUGGAGGAGCACAGAGAGAUCCUGCAGGAGAUCUGGGCAUUAGGACAGUGGCUCUUUGCGUAUCUUCCACGGGUCUCCUAGACGCGCCCCACGGGAAACUCAAGGAGGCGGUGAAUUCGUAAUCAGCAAUAUUGGCUGCGCCUACUCUUCUCUGUUGCACUAGGAAUUCUCUGCAUUCCUUACUUGCACUGUCGCCCUUAAUCUUAAAAGACCCGACUUGCCAAAACAUUGGCUGCCUACUCCACUGGCCUGUCUCUGGACAAUAGGAAUUCAAUCUGGCGAAACAAAAAUGUAAUGUUGGACUUUGCUGCAUUUUACACACGUGCCGAUGUUUACAAUGAUGCAAACAUUAGGAAUUGUUUAGACACAACUUUGCAAAUUAUUUAUUACUGGUGCACUUAGCAGUUUUUGUUUUUUUGUUUUUUGGUUUUUUUUGUUUUGUUUUGUUUUUAUAUAUAAAACUGCCUCGUGCGUAUGUUAAAGCUUAUUUUUAUGUGGUCUUAUGAUUUUAUUACCGAAAUGUUUUUAACACCCGAUUCUGAAAUGGAUGUGUUCUUUUAUUAUCAGUUAAAUUCACAUUUUAAAUGCUUCACAUUUUUUUUUAUGUGUGUAGACUGUAACUUUCUUUUCAGUUAGUAUACAGAACGUAUUUAGCCAUUACCCAUGCAACACCACCCAAUAUAUUACUGAUUUAGACGCAAAGAUUUCAGUAGAAUUUUAGUCCCAAACGCUGUGGGGGGGAAAUGCAUCUUCUUCGGAACUAUCCAUUACGUGCAUUUAAACUCUGCCAGAAAAAAAAAUAACUAUUUUGUUUUAAUCUACUUUUUGUAUUUAGUAGUUAUUUGUAUAAAUUAAAUAAACUGUUUUCAAGUCAAA